This is a messenger RNA of Mobula hypostoma (lesser devil ray), 1648 nucleotides long. RefSeq names its product chloride channel protein-like. The transcript is spliced from 13 exons. NCBI's taxonomy places the organism in Eukaryota, Metazoa, Chordata, Chondrichthyes, Myliobatiformes, Myliobatidae. Bases 149 to 1648 code for a protein of 499 amino acids. Gene Ontology annotation, cellular component: plasma membrane. Gene Ontology annotation, biological process: chloride transport; transmembrane transport. Gene Ontology annotation, molecular function: voltage-gated chloride channel activity. The record is from RefSeq and is a predicted model, not a curated record.
UCUCCCUCUUCCUCUCUCUCUGUCUCUCUCCCCCUCUUGUCCUGUCUCUCCCCUCUCUCUGUCUCUCUCCCCCCCUCUCGCUGGGACAACGUCUCAUAUCCUGGCGCAGUUCCCUGUCCCUCCCCCGUCUCCAGCACUGCCACCAGACAUGGAGUCCGAUCUCCCGGACAGGAGGACGCUCCGCUACAACCCCACCGUGCUCUAUGGACACUACACGGAGCAGGAGCCCGACCCCCCCAAGAAGGGAGCCCCCACCCACCUGCAGGACGGGCACUCGUGGCGGGAGCCGGGCGGCCGCUCAGGGACGCCAGCGGCGGAAGAGGGGAAGCGGGACCAGGGGGCCUGCUGGGCAGCGAGACGCUGGUUGUACCAGCGUUUGGUCAGCUCUCUUGGAGAGGACUGGAUCUUUCUGGUGCUCCUCGGCCUGGUGAUGGCUCUUGUCAGCUGGGCCAUGGACUACAUCAGUGCGAAGGGCCUGGACUUCUACAAGUGGCUUUACGUCCUGGCAAAAAGCAGCAUCUGGCUACAGUACCUCGUCUGGGUGGGAUUCCCCCUCGUCCUGAUCAUCUUCUCCACCCUCCUCUGCAUGUUCGUCUCCCCGCAGGCCGCAGGCUCUGGGAUACCCGAACUGAAGACGAUUAUCCGCGGUGCGGUUCUCCAGGAGUACCUCACCUUCCGCACCUUUAUCGCCAAGACAGUGGGGCUGACGGCGGUUCUCAGCACCGGCCUGCCUGUCGGCAAGGAGGGGCCGUUCGUGCACAUCGCCAGCAUCUGUGCUGCACUCCUGAGCAAGUUCCUUUGCUUCCUCAGCGGGAGCCUCGAGCAUGUGGCGAGGACCAUCGACCGCCUCAUCCCCACCGCGGCUAUCGGAGUUGCUUGCUGCUUUGGCUCCCCGUUAGGAGGGGUGCUGUUCAGCAUCGAGGUGACCUGCACCUACUUUGCCGUGCGGAACUACUGGCGCGGGUUCCUCGGGGGCACCUUCAGCGCCUUCAUCUUCCGCGUCCUCUCUGUCUGGAUCAAAGACGCGGCCACCAUCACCGCCCUCUUCAAGACCAACUUCCGCGGGGACCACCCCUUUGACCUGCAGGAGCUGCCGGCCUUCGCCAUCGUGGGCAUCGCGUGCGGAUUCCUGGGGGCGGCCUUCGUCUACCUGAACCGGCUGUUUGUCAUCUUCUUGAAGAAACGGAACGUCCUGACCCGGAUCCUGAUGAAACAGAAGCUCAUUUACCCAACAGUUUUGACGUUCAUUCUUGCAUCUAUUAGCUUCCCUCCCGGCGCAGGACAGUUUAUGGGAGCAGAGCUGAUGCCCCGGGAAACGAUCAACUCUCUCUUCGACAACUACACCUGGAGCAAAGUGACCGACCCGAAAGCGCUCGGCCACUCCGCGGCCUGGUUCCACUCGCGGAUCAGUGUCUUCCUCGUCCUCGCCAUCUACGUCGUCAUGAAUUUUUGGAUGGCAGCCGUGGCCUGCACGAUGCCCAUUCCCUGCGGAGCGUUCAUCCCCGUCUUCAACAUGGGUGAGUACUGUUACUCCCUCCCCUCCCCUCCCCUCUGCCUCCCCUGCUCCCUCCCCGGGCUGCAUCCGGGCUCCGCCCGCGAUCGCGGACGCGGGCCAGCACGCCGUCCGCACCUCUCCCUGCCUCUGUGA